Mangifera indica (mango) is the source of this 1949-nucleotide messenger RNA. Its product is annotated as probable receptor-like serine/threonine-protein kinase At5g57670. Bases 20 to 1867 code for a protein of 615 amino acids. NCBI's taxonomy places the organism in Eukaryota, Viridiplantae, Streptophyta, Magnoliopsida, Sapindales, Anacardiaceae. Gene Ontology annotation, molecular function: protein kinase activity; ATP binding. The record is from RefSeq and is a predicted model, not a curated record. The transcript is spliced from 10 exons. Gene Ontology annotation, biological process: protein phosphorylation.
UCAUACUUAAAUUCAAACAAUGUUUCCUUCAAGUACUUCUUCUUCUUCAAAAAUUAUUCUUGUAGGGAUUUCUUUAGACCCAGAUGAAAGUAAAGGGCUUCUCUCUUGGGCAAUCAGAGUUCUAGCUCAUCCGAAUGACAACAUUGUCACCAUUCAUGUUCUUGUUGGUGAAGAAUCAAAGAAGCGUGGAUCGAUAUCCAAAAGGCAACACCAGAUUCGUCAAGCUAAAGCCUAUGUCAUAUCUGUUCUGGGAGAAUUUGCCAGCACCUGCCAGUCCAAACAGAUAAAUUUGGAGGCUAAAGUGGGGUUAAGCUCUAGUGUUGGAAGAGGUCUAAUUGAUGAAGCAGAAUUAAUUUCAGCUGAUAUUCUUCUGCUUCACGGCUCAAGAAGCAGUUCAUCAAAUAAACUUUCACGCCAAAUUACAAGGUAUUGUUUUGAGAAUGCCCCGGAAGGCUGCACAAUUGUGUCAGUUGGGAAAUGUAUCCAACAACAGAAAAAUUUAACCCUGGAUUCUGCAAAUUCUGCAGAAACUCAUCAAUUGGACUCAAAGUGGUUGAGCAAGAAUAGUAAUAGUGGCAAGGCUACCUCCCUUGGUAAAAACCACAUUGUCCUGGAGAAAACAAGGAGCAAAUACCCUUCACCAAGGACGGUUUUCGAUCAACUGGAAGAAGAAUCAAACAGCACAGAAGACGGUCUAUUUAGUGUUGAGGACUCAAGCAUCAUCAGCCAGUCUCCCCCUCAGCAGACUCCCAAGUUCAAAGGCCAUUUCAACAAAAGCAAGAGAUCAAUGUCCCCUUACAGACUCAUCACUUCAUUUUUGAGUCCACCUUUAAGAAAAAGAAAUGCAAGCUUUUCCAACAAGGAAAAGCAUCAGCCUUUGUUGAAGUGUUUCAGCUACAAGGAGAUCUCGAACGCUACCAACAACUUCCACUCAGAUAAUUUGGUCGGCCGAGGUGGGUAUUCGGAAGUAUACAAAGGCAUUCUUUCUGAUGGAAGAACCAUUGCAGUGAAGAGGUUGGCAAAGGACAACAAAAAUGCAAACAAAGAGAAAGAAUUUCUCAUGGAACUGGGCAUAAUUGGGCAUGUAUGCCAUCCCAAUACUGCAACUUUAGUUGGUUGCUGCAUCAAAAAUGGACUCUAUCUCAUAUUCAACUUCUCCCAGAAUGGCAAUCUGGAAUCUGCUUUACAUGGAAAAAGAACACAGUCCCUGGAUUGGCCUGUGAGAUACAAGAUUGCCCUGGGAGUUGCCAGGGGUCUACAUUAUCUUCACAAAUGCUGUAAGCACAGAAUUAUUCACCGUGACAUAAAGGCUUCGAAUGUCCUUCUUGGACCAGAUUAUGAGCCUCAGAUUACUGAUUUUGGACUUGCAAAAUGGCUUCCGAAUAAAUGGACUCAUCAUGCUGUGAUUCCAAUUGAAGGGACAUUUGGGUACUUGGCCCCGGAAUACUUUAUGCACGGAAUUGUUGAUGAGAAAACUGAUGUUUUCGCCUUUGGGGUUCUUCUUCUGGAGAUCAUUACAGGGCGAAAACCUGUUGAUUCAUUGCAGCAAAAUCUUCUUCUAUGGGCAAAGCCCUUCAUGGAAUCCGGAAACAUCACAAAACUUGUUGAUCCGAGCCUGGAAAAUAAAUAUGAUUCGGAUCAAAUGCACAGACUAGUGCUAGCUUCUGCCUAUUGCGUGCGACAAUCCUCAGCCUGGCGCCCAUCAAUGAGCGAGGUGUUGGAGUUACUCACAAAUGGACAUGGCUCUGAAGCUGCAAUGACCUGGAGGAUGCCAAAGCUUACUUCUGAUUCGGAUGAGUUGAAUGAUUUCUCCAUGCUUUUUGGAUAUCAAGUGCCAACUGAUAUAGAUUUGGAGGCGUUCCUAUAGGGGAAAUUUUUUAAAAAAACACUUGGAAGUAUCUAACUAUCAUUUUUUCAGUUGAAAUCAUGAAACUUUGUUUUUCCUAUCG